This is a messenger RNA of Grus americana (Whooping crane), 2269 nucleotides long. RefSeq names its product GPN-loop GTPase 3 (gene GPN3). Gene Ontology annotation, molecular function: GTPase activity. Bases 109 to 963 code for a protein of 284 amino acids. The record is from RefSeq and is a predicted model, not a curated record. Lineage: Eukaryota; Metazoa; Chordata; Aves; Gruiformes; Gruidae. The transcript is spliced from 8 exons.
CAGUCAUAGGCUCCCGGGAGGCACGUGACCAGGCGAACUACGGGGCCUUGCAGAGACCAGUUACCGCCGCUUCGCCGUUGCGCGGAGGCCGCCGGCCCGCCCGCUGCCAUGCCCCGAUACGCGCAGCUGGUGAUGGGCCCGGCGGGCAGCGGGAAGAGCACGUACUGCUCCACCAUGGUGCAGCACUGCGAGGCGCUGGGCCGCGCCGUGCAGGUGGUGAACCUGGACCCGGCCGCGGAGCUCUUCAGCUACCCCGUCAUGGCAGACAUCCGUGAGUUAAUAGAAGUGGAUGACGUCAUGGAAGAUGAAUCCUUAAGGUUUGGUCCCAAUGGCGGCUUGGUGUUUUGCAUGGAAUACUUUGCCAAUAACUUUAACUGGCUAGAGGAAAGCCUCGGGCAUGUGGAGGAUGACUAUAUAUUGUUUGACUGCCCAGGUCAGAUUGAACUCUAUACACAUCUGCCAGUGAUGAAACAGCUGGUGGAGCAGCUUCAGCAGUGGGAAUUCCGCGUCUGUGGAGUUUUUCUCGUGGAUUCUCAGUUUAUGGUGGAGUCUUUUAAGUUUAUCUCUGGAAUUCUGGCAGCACUCAGUGCAAUGAUAUCUUUAGAGAUUCCACAGAUUAACAUCAUGACCAAAAUGGAUUUGCUGAGCAAGAAAGCCAAGAAGGAAAUAGAAAAAUACUUAGAUCCAGAUAUGUAUUCCAUGAUUGAAGAUUCUACAAAUGUAUUGAAAAGCAAAAUGUUUAAAAAAUUGACUAAAUCUAUAUGUGGAUUGAUUGAUGACUACGGUAUGGUUCGAUUUCUACCUUUUGAUCGCUCUGAUGAGGAAAGUAUAAACAUAGUUCUGCAGCACAUAGACUUUACCAUUCAGUAUGGAGAAGAUCUUGAAUUUAAAGAACCAAAGGAAUGUGAAGAAGACAAAUCUGCUCUUGUGGAUGAAUACUUUCAAGAUCACGUGGAUGAGUGAAAAAUAGAUGGUCAAAAGGGGAGGAAAGUACCUUGCUUGUGUUAAAAAAAAAAUGAAAAAAAAAAUCCACCCCUACACAAACAUACUUGGUAUUUUAUCUGUAAAAUAACUAAUAUUUAUAGUGAAGAGCGAGCUGUAUGAUCUCAUAGUUAUUUUAAUAAACAGUUUUUAUUCUUAUCUCUGUGUGUGUGUGUUAUAAAAUACAUAGUUUAGCAUUAGGACAUAGAAAAGUUCCCCACAUAUGGAUGUAUCUCACUUAAGCACAGGAAUGCUUGAAUAAAUUUAAUGAUUUGCAAAAGAGGCAAAGCCGAAUAUAAGUAUGUUGUAGUGAAUAUUUAUCUCCAGUAGUGAGCAGUUAGUUUCUUUAUUAGAUGAGAGAAAGAAUUGUUUUAAAGGGUGAAAAUUGCACUUCAUGGACUAAACCUGAAUUAGACGAUGAGAUGACUGGCAACUUCAAAGGGACAUCUGGUCAGUGGGUGGUCUCUCACCCUUCUUGAAGAACCUGAGUGUUUUACAUUCACUUUGAAAGAGCCCAGAUUUUAAACCUUCUUAAAGACUCUUUUUUGUACAACCUGCACAUGGCUUUAAGUGGUUUGUACAUCGGUAACAUCUUAAGCACAGCACAACACUUAAAGAAAAUCAGCUUAAAUAGAACUAGGUGAUGGUCUUGUGCAAUCACUGCUGAAUCUACUCUCACUGUUUAUAGUUCCUUUAUAGAUACAGGCUGUUCCUGGGCUGUCUUCAGUGUUUCAAAACGUGUUUUAUUGCUUCUCCUAAAAACUAUUAGUCUAAUUUGUUAGCUAUAUUCAGCUGAAUUUCAGGAUAUGGGGUUUUGCUGCUUAAUGCCCAAGAACAUAUCAACCUUCCCUUUUCCUUAACCCUAUGGAACAAGAUUUACUCAUGGAGUCCUUGAAUUAAAAUAUUUUCCAAAAGGGGCCUCAUAAUUAUGAAAUGCUUAACAUCAGUGAAUGCUUAUAUGUAGGCAUAUCAUCUGUCUAUAUAUAGUUCAUGUAUUGGAAAUGAACCCCAUCCUCACAAAAUAUGAGCAGCCAAGUAUUUCAGUAGAAUAAGAACAAUUAAUGUCAUUUUGUAGGAGCAGCUUGGUUAAUUAGCAGAUGUCCAAGUACAAGGAUAGCCCUUAACUAGGGCAAUUAGGCAAUUGCACUUACCUAAACCUGGGGUGUGAUAGCAGCUUGGCACAGAGUUUAGUUUUAUAGUUUCUUUCUUCUAGUCCAGAAGGUGUAAUUUCUUGUUCAUCACUAGGGUUGUUCUUCAUGUUUGUAUAAAUAAGUGGUCAUAUUGUUGA